This is a messenger RNA of Phycodurus eques (leafy seadragon), 2242 nucleotides long. Its product is annotated as zinc finger protein 239-like. Bases 507 to 1688 code for a protein of 393 amino acids. Gene Ontology annotation, cellular component: PcG protein complex; transcription regulator complex. The record is from RefSeq and is a predicted model, not a curated record. The transcript is spliced from 3 exons. Lineage: Eukaryota; Metazoa; Chordata; Actinopteri; Syngnathiformes; Syngnathidae. Gene Ontology annotation, biological process: regulation of transcription by RNA polymerase II. Gene Ontology annotation, molecular function: RNA polymerase II cis-regulatory region sequence-specific DNA binding; DNA-binding transcription factor activity, RNA polymerase II-specific.
UUGUAUUUGAAGAUACCUAAUCGUUGCCUGUCUCAUGGCCGUAUGCCAUAUUCCAACAGGCAAUAUAGCAGUUACGACCCAGUGCCGUAAAGUGUCAUUGUGUUUUGGUGUGCAAUGCCUCCUCCUAACCCAACUUUGAUGACAAAAUUCUUGUUAGCUCGCAGUUGUUGUCCGCGCAUUAUUGGACAUGGUAAUCUGCCAACAAAGCCGCCAUGCAGGCAGUGAUUGGUGACUCAGUGUCCCGAUGAUCAGCGACUGUAACUUCAUCGUGCAGGCGGCUCGCCGGGGGGAGUUCCGCAGCUGUGCGUGUCUCAUUUGCUCCAGGGACAUUCCGUGCUGCCGUCUUGUGCCAGUGACGAAGCUGCCAUGGAGGCGAAGAAUAGUAACUUUGUCACUUGAUGAUUUGUGACGCUAGCUAGCUGGCUACCCUAAUCACAGUGCAGAGCCGCUGAGGUGGUUGCGCGACACCGUCUUUUGCUGCGCUGCCAUUUUGGCGGGGCCUGUUGAUGGGUGGUUGUGACAUCAGCAAAGAUGAAAGGACAAAGGAACAUUUCAGCUGGCUCAAGUUAGUCAAUUUGACUGAGCACAUCACUGAAGAUCUUCGUACUGACCAGCAGGAGCCAGAGCCCCUUCACAUUAAAGAGGAAGUGGAGGACGAAGAGGUCCACCAUAUCAAAGAGGAAGAGGAGCCCAUUUCGAUUCAAAAAGAGGAGCGAAAACUGCGUCCCCACAUCAGUCAGGAAGAGGAGGAGGAUAUCACCAAGUUUCCAUCGACUGGUGUUCCUUUAAAGAGUGAAGACAAAGUUAAAAGUGAGGAGAGCACAGGGGUGGAGCCUCCAACCAGCAGCUCAAGUCAACUCAUGACAAUAGACGGUGGUGGAGACCACUGUGGAGAAUCACAAGCAGACGGCCUCUUAGCGCCGCUGUCAGACAGUGACGACCUGACGUCACACUCUGAUGAUGGACAGUCUGAAGUUGAUAUGACAUUUAAGACUGACAACAAACAAUGGAAAUGUUCUCAGUGUGGGAAAACACUUGCUAAUCAGAGUACUUUGAAACAACACAUGAGAACACACAGCGGUGAGAAACCUUUUGUCUGCUUACAUUGUGGCCAAAGAUUCUCUCAGAAGGAACACUUAAAAGGACACACAAGAACCCACACUGGUGAGAAACCUUUUUCCUGCACUGUUUGUGGUCAAAGAUUUUCUGUGAAGGGAUACUUAAAAAUACACACAAGAAUGCACACUGGUGAGAAACCUUUUGUCUGCUUACAUUGUGGCCAAAGAUUCUCUCAGAAGGAACACUUAAAAGGACACACAAGAACCCACACUGGUGAGAAACCUUUUGGCUGCUCGGUUUGUGGUCAAAGAUUCACUCUGAAGGGACAUUUAAAAAUACACUCAAGAACCCACACUGGUGAGAAACCUUUUUCCUGCUCAGUUUGUGGUCAAAGGUUCUCUGAACAGGGAAGUUUAAAAAAACACACAAGAACGCACACUGGUGAGAAACCUUUUUCCUGCUCAGUUUGUGGUCAACGAUUCACUCAGAAGGGAAACUUAAACACGCACACAAGAAUACACACUGGGGAGAAACCUUUUUCCUGCACCGUUUGUUGUCAAAGAUUUUCUGUUAAGGCAAACCUAAAAAUACACACAAGAACGCACGCUGGUGAGAAAUCCUUUUCCUGAUCAGUUUGUGAUCAAAGGUUCCCUCAACAGGGGAGUUUAUAAAUACACACAAGAACGUACACUGGUGAGAAACCUUUUUCCUGCACCGUUUGUGGUCAAAUGUUCUCUUAUACAUAUCAGGCUAAGACACACAAGUGUGCGGGUGAGAAGAGCAGUGAUCAAGAAAAUGUUUAAUGGAAAUGUAAAUGUUUAAUCGAAAAACUAAUUACCUGAUUUACAAAAAUCUACAGUCUUGUAUUCUGUCUACCAGAUUUGAUUGUAUUCUUCUUGAAAAUAUAUUUUCUCAAAGACCCGCGAGUGUGAAGAAUUAACAUUGGUGCCAAAAUGCUUUAAAGGGACGAGUUGAAAGUGAGAACAUGGGCACUUAUGCAAUCUUGCUGGACUCAAAAAAUGUCUACCGAAGAAAAGCGCUCCAAAACACACUCAGUAGUCAUUUUAGAGUCAUUUACUGAUGAAAUAUUAAAUUUUCAGCUAGAUUUUGGCCUCCCCACAUUUUGAACAUGUCAGCCUGUUACAGUGUAUUUGUGAUCCUUAAUAAAAUACACUCCUUUAAA